AUGGUCGGCAGUGAGGAGGGGGAGGCGCCUGGCAAGGCGGACAAGCCCGAAUUCAAGGCUCCUCCUCCGCGCAAGCCUGUUGCGCCCCCGCCUCGCUUCGCUCCCGAGCCAGAGCGCCAAGCCGAGGCGUCCGCAGCGGCGGAGCAAGCCCCCGCAGCAGCAGCAGCAGCCCAGGGUGGGGAGGCAGGCAGCAAUGGGAACCACAGCGGCAGCGGCAGCGCGAGCGCCCCACCACCGCCGCCCAAGUUUUCCGCGCCGCCGACCCGCCAGGCGGGAGCCGCCGCCGCCAAGGCCGCCGCAGAUGCCGCAGCCAGGGCCGCCCAGCACGCCACCCCGGCGCAGCGCGAGCGCAUGGUCAUGGAGGCGGCAGCAAACGCCAUCGCUGCUAAGCAAGAGCAGCAGGAGCGGGAGUCCGAGGCGGCGGCGAAGCACGCGGCGGCAGUGGCGGCAGGCGAGGAUGCUCCACCCCGCCCGCCCGGCUCCUACGAGCUGCCAGACUGGGCCGGCGUGCCCGAGGGCAUCCCGUACGUGCUGGAGGUCAUGAAGGGGGGCGCCAUGCUGGAUACCGUGCAGCUGGCGGGGAGGGAUCACUUCACUCUGGGACGAGCCCCCACCAACGACAUAGUCAUGGACCACCCCAGCAGCAGCAGGCUGCAUGCGGUACUGCAGUUCAGGGGGCGGGACGGCGCCGCCUUCCUGUACGACGUAGCCAGCACCCACGGCAGCUUCCUGAACAAGCAGCGCGUGCCCGCGGGCAAGCACCUGCCGCUGCGGGUGGGCGACCAGCUGCGGUUUGGGGAGAGCAGCCGCACCUACAUCCUGGGGGGGCCUGCCGAGCUGAUGCCGGAUGAGGGGCCCAGCCGGGAGGACCGCAUGAAGCAGGCGGCGCUCAAGGCGCUGGCGGAGCGGCGGGAGCGGGAGGAGGCUGUCUCCAAGGCGCAGAUGGAGGUGGCGCUGACGGGGGGCGCGUCCUGGGGCUUUGGGGAGGAUGCCUUUGACGAGGACGAGGACCUGGAGGACGUGGACUGGCGCACGUACGCCGCCACCAAGGGCCUCAGCGAGAAGCAGCAGAAGGUGGCGGACAAGAUCCGCAAGCACGAGGUCCGCAUCCAGAACCUGCAGCGGGAGAACGAGAAGAUCAAGGCCAAGGAACAGAACAUGGAUGAGCUGUCGGCGGGGCAGGCCUCCACCCUGGUCAGGAAUGAGCAGGCUAUUGACAAGUCGAUGGCGGAGCUGGAGGAGCUGGAGGAGCAGCUGGCAGACUCCAUCAGGAACGCGGUUGGGCAGCGAAAGGCAGCUGCGGAGAAGGCGGCGUCGGGCCAGGGCAAGAAGAAGAAGCGGCGGCGGGACUCCGAUGACGAGUACGAGGGCAGCAGCGACGACGACGCCUUUUACGAUCGCACUGCCAAGGGCGGGCAGGGCCACGGCGGCGCAGGCGGCGGCAAGCGGGGCAAGGCCGCCACUGGCGCACCGCAGGAGGUGGAGGAUGCGGCGUCCCUUUGGGGCAAGAAGGAGGCUUUUCAGGAGGAGCGGCAACGCCUGCUGGAGGAGCUGAAACAGGAGGAGGCGGUGGCAGCGGUGGUGGGCCCUGGCGGGGCUGCCGCUGGGGGAGCUGCAGCUGCGGCACAGGAGGAUUCUCUCGAUGCCUUCAUGUCUGAUGUGGCAGUGCAGCUGGAGAGCGACAAGGUGGCGGCGGUGAAGAAGGAACUCGCUGACGUGGACGCCCAGCUGGCGCGCUGCGAGCGGCUGCUCAAGAUCGCCGACCCAGACGGAUAUUUCAAGGCCGGAUCCAAGGCGGUGGUGGCUGCUGCGGAGCGUGCCAAGAAGCACUUGGCGCUGGAGAAGCAGCGGAGGGAGGCGGAGGAGCGCCAGCGCCAGCAGCGGCAGAAGGAGCGGCAGAAGGAGGAGCAAGCGUUUGUGCCGGAGGAGGAAGAAGAGGAGGAGGAGCAGGAUGAGAAGCGGCUGGCGGCGGCGGCGGCCACCAAGGCCGCCAAUGAGGUGAUUCGGGCCAAGGCUGUGGCUAGCACACACAAGCUGGAGGCUGAGGAGAGUCAGGUGGGCGGGCUGCAGCUGCGGCAGCGCCCGCAGCCGCCUGCAGCAGCGCCAGCAGCAGCCCGGCAGGCGGCAGCACCUGCUGUGGGCGCACAGCAGGCGGCGGCGACCGCGGCGGCACCAGAAGAAAGCAACUUUGAGCGGCGGCGCAAGAUGAUUGCUGCGGCGCUGGCAAAGCAGAAGGAGGCCUCGGCCGAGAAGGGCACCGCUGAUGCAGCGGCUGCGACAGCGGCAGCGGCAGCCGGCGACAGCGGGCCGCCGGAUGCCGCCUCCAAGGUCCUUGCUGACCUGGCACUGCUGUCGCGGGCCAGGCACGGCGUGGCGGCAGAGGAGGAGGAGGACGAGGCGGCGCAGGAGCGGCAGCGGGUGCAGUGGGAGGCGCAGCGCAAGCAGCGCAAGCAGCAGCAGCAGGGUGGCGGCAGCGGCGGCGGGGAGGCUGCUGAGGAGUGGCAGCCGCCGCAGGACCAGUUGGGCGAUGGGCGCACAGCUCUCAACGACCGCCUCGGGUAUUGA
This is a messenger RNA of Chlorella variabilis, 2565 nucleotides long. RefSeq lists its product as hypothetical. The coding region runs from base 1 to 2565 and encodes 854 amino acids. The transcript has 13 exons. The record is from RefSeq and is a predicted model, not a curated record. Gene Ontology annotation, molecular function: mRNA binding; protein binding. NCBI's taxonomy places the organism in Eukaryota, Viridiplantae, Chlorophyta, Trebouxiophyceae, Chlorellales, Chlorellaceae.